CUAAAAAUUUGUACCUAACCUCAUUUUUUUUUACAAAAAUGUAAGGAGCUCUAGAGUAAACAUCAUGAGCCUUUUAAAUCGAUUCAACAAACUGUUCAAAGCAGUUAAUUCAUUUAAAAACCCGGCUAUACGAUGCCUAGUUAACACUCUAGGCGCUCUUGAUCAAUGCAACGACACCUCUAAUAACACUGUUAAUAAAUAUACGAAUAGGACGCACACUUGCAAAGAAUUGAGACUUAAUAAUGUUGGUGAAAAGGUAGUCCUUUGGGGAUGGUUGGAGUUCCAACGGAUGAAUAAAUUUGUGGUAUUAAGAGAUGGUUACGGGCAAGUACAAUUAUUAGUAGACGACAAGGACAAUAAAUUAAGGAAUUUAUUACCAACCAUUCCUUAUGAAUCCAUAUUGAAAGUAGAAGGCACGGUUUCACCCAGACCUAAGGAAAUGAUCAACAAAAACCAAUCCACUGGAGAAAUUGAAAUACUGGUUGAAAACCUUCAAGUAAUAAACAAAGCAAAGGAAAUUCUACCGUUUAAUAUAAGAGAAUUCCAAAAAGCUAAGGAAUCGUUGCGAAUGCAGUAUAGGUACUUAGAUUUGAGGUUUCCCCAGAUGCAAAGAAAUUUGAGGUAUCGAUCGCACCUCACCAUGAAAAUGAGAGAAUUUUUAGUGAACAAUCAUUUCGUUGAUGUGGAAACGCCAACUUUAUUCAAGGCUACUCCCGGGGGUGCUCAAGAGUACGUAGUCCCAACAAGAUUCCCAGGCCAAUUUUAUUCGUUAGUGCAAAGUCCUCAGCAAUUUAAGCAAAUGUUAAUGGCUGGUGCCAUUGAUAAAUAUUUCCAAAUAGCCCGAUGCUAUAGAGAUGAAGGAGCAAGACCGGACAGACAACCGGAAUUUACUCAAUUAGAUAUAGAAAUGUCUUUUACUAAUGUCGAGGGAGUGAUGAAACUGAUAGAAGAUUUGCUAGAGUAUUGUUUAAAAGACGAGUUUAAUUUAAAGAGUGCUUCAUUCAAUAGAUUAACAUUUCAUGAAGCCAUUAGGCUGUAUGGUUCAGACAAACCUGAUGUUUCAUUUGAUUUUCAAAUAGAGGAUUGCACCAAAGUUCUCGGUAAAAAUUCAAAAUUGGCGAAUUGCAGCGAUUUUGCAGCCCAUUUUUUGUUAAUUCCUGAGAAAUAUGUAAUUAGUAACAAAAAAGCUAAAGAACUUAUUCAAAGUGUAACUGAAAAAAACAAUAAUGCAAAAAUAGUCACAGGUGCCAUUAAAAGUCGUGAAGAAUUCGUGAGCAAGUUUGAGAAAUUAUUGGGAGUUAAUGUAGCUAACGAAUUCGUAGAGAAAAAUGAUAUUUCACCAAAUUCUUUGCUGUUUCUCGCUUUUGGUAGCAAAAAACAUGCUUUAUCUAUGUUGGGCAAAUUGAGAAUAGAAUAUGCAAAUAUUCUUGAAAAUAUGGGUGUGAAUAUCAGACGAAAUGGUUUGCACUUCUUGUGGGUAACCGAUUUUCCUUUAUUCGAACUCUCUGAUAAUGGAAAUCUACAAUCACCCCACCAUCCUUUCACAGCCCCUCAUCCAGAUGAUGUGCAUUUACUAGACAAGGAGCCCCUUAAAAUACGAGCUCUAUCAUACGAUUUAGUUUUAAAUGGCAACGAAGUAGGAGGAGGAUCAAUUCGAAUCCACGACCCGCUUUUGCAAAAGAGAAUCCUGGAUUUAUUAAAUAUUAACUCGAAGUAUAUGAGUCACAUGAUUGAAUUUUUAGCAUCUGGAUGUCCUCCUCACGGAGGAAUAGCUUUAGGAUUAGACAGAUUGUUGUCUAUUUUACUUGGUACAACUAGUAUUAGAGAUGUUAUAGCAUUUCCGAAGAAUCACGAAGGUAGAGAUCCCCUUAGUGGAGCUCCCAGUAACAUACCUGAGAAGGAUAAGAAAUUAUACCAUAUAGAAACUAUUGAUGAGGAAAAUGUUAUUAAGUAGUUCAAUAGGACUUGUAUGAAUAUAAUUUUUGAUUCAGAGUUGUUUAAUUUAGAUAUUUUAGAUGCAAAAAUUCUUAAAUUGUGAUAACGUUUUAUUCAUUUUUAGUGUGUUUAUAAAAACAAUAAAUUGCUAUAAUUAUUGUCAUCCAUUCGAUAAUUACACAAAAACUGCUGUUCUGUUGUAAAUAUUUUUAAACACUAUUUUCCUAUGCUUUUUACAUUAGAAUGAUAUAUCAAAAAUUUUUGGCUCGUUAUUAAUACAAUUUUUCUCACAAAAUUCUAUUUGAAAUUAAUUUACUAUGGUUUUAUAGUAAUACAAAAUUAGUUGAUUAUAAGACGAUUUGGACUGGAGAAUUUAGAUUUUCGGGUCUACCUCAAUUUAAUAUUUUUCGUAUAUACUCCCAAUUUUAUAGACUCUAUCCAUUCCAUAUGCCAAGAUGGUUCAAGUUGAUCCUGAAUCCUUGUUUUAGUAGCUUUGUGUAUCUGAUCUUCCAAGUCAAUAUAUUUCAUAUUAUGUGAUCUGGUUUCUAAGUAGUAAGGCAAAUAAUUGUACUGCAUUUCCGUUGUGAAUGUUGAGACCAGUUGCGAAGUUUUAGCUAACCAUUCCAUAAGAGGAUUGUUCCAAUAAUCCCAAGAUACAGAGUUUGCAUAAAGAGACAUAUUAUUGGGAUUCAUAGACGCUAAUAUGAACGUAGUUUGCAGCAUUUUAACGACAGUUUCCGAUUGAUCCAAUUUCAAAUCUUCUACAUCAGUCUUUUCCCAGGACGUUUGCACAAUGGAAUUCUCGGUAGGCUCAAUCUUUUUCAUGUAUAGACUGGUUCCAGGUAUUUGACUUGUUAAAAACACAGAGCUUAUCAACGUCAGGAAUCCUGUUAUGUAAGUUAAAGCCAAAAUUAUCGUAAUAGCACCAAUGCAUUGAAUUAUAUUUUGUAUCUCUACUGUGCAAGACAGGAUAUCCAAUUCAGUGUAUGUGAAACUACCUCUCGACAUACCCUGCUUCAGAGCCAGCGCAAAUUCCAAUUCUUUCAGUUUGGCAUCAAAUGUUUUAUCGCUUAUGAAAAUUUCCCAGUUCUGAAACGUGAAAGUGUAACUUUCAGCCACUCAUUUUUAAGUUAUGCUUACAAUAGCUUUAAGAAAUUCCUUUUCCAGUUUAACUAAAUCUUUGGUAUUGACACCCCCUGAAACAGCCCAUUCGUCUAAAAAUACUUCAUCGCCUUCUCCGUCGUCAAACAGAAACUUACAAGAAACCAUCUGAAAAUGUGAAAAUGUUAGCAAAUUUAAAAUACAGAAGUGUGUAACUUACCAGCGAAACAAGAAACAAAUCUGAAGGGGAAAUUUUUUCGAGGUAUUGAGGAUUGCAAGUUUUCAACCUUUCCAAGUACAACAGAGCUAAAACUAAGGAACAAGGCGCCACGCAAGCCUUCUUAGAUAUAUCAGCGGCUUUGUAGUAAUGUAAUCGCUCCAAGGAUUUCCCUCUUUUGGCCUCAGAAAAUAUUUCGGCGGCAAAUUCUG
Messenger RNA from Phyllotreta striolata, 3465 nucleotides. Lineage: Eukaryota; Metazoa; Arthropoda; Insecta; Coleoptera; Chrysomelidae. The record is from the annotation of a GenBank genome assembly.